Adineta ricciae is the source of this 2103-nucleotide messenger RNA. The record is from the annotation of a GenBank genome assembly. Lineage: Eukaryota; Metazoa; Rotifera; Eurotatoria; Adinetida; Adinetidae.
AUGCUGAAUCCGUUCAAAAUCGACGUCACCGAAAAGUUUCUCGCUGGACCAAUCAAAUGCAGACAGCAUAUCCACUCAUCAUCACAGAGUAAAAACACAGAAAUAAGACGACUAGCAAACAUGAAGAUAAUCACUAUUCUUCUACUCAUCGCCACUGCUGCUUUUACAUUUUCAUUCGCCGCUGAAGAAGACAAAAAAGACGUUGGUACUGUCAUUGGUAUCGAUCUCGGUACAACCUACUCAUGCGUUGGUAUUUUCAAAAACGGACGAGUAGAAAUUAUUGCCAAUGAUCAAGGUAACCGUAUCACACCAUCCUAUGUUGCAUUCACUCCUGAAGGUGAACGUCUCAUUGGGGAUGCUGCCAAAAAUCAGCUCACUUCGAAUCCUGAAAACACUGUUUUCGAUGCUAAACGUCUCAUCGGCCGUGAUUUCAAUGAACCAAGUGUUCAACAAGACAUCAAACACUUUCCAUUCAAAGUCAUCGAAAAGAACUCAAAACCAAUCAUCCAAAUCAGUACUGGCAAGGAACAAAAGCUUUUCACACCCGAAGAAAUCUCAGCUAUGGUUCUCGGCAAGAUGCGUGAGAUCGCUGAAGCGUACCUUGGAAAGAAAGUCACUCACGCUGUUGUCACCGUUCCUGCUUACUUCAAUGAUGCUCAACGUCAAGCCACGAAAGAUGCUGGUACCAUCUCGGGCUUGAAUGUCAUGCGUAUCAUCAACGAACCAACGGCUGCUGCUAUUGCUUAUGGAUUAGACAAGAAAGAAGGUGAAAAGAAUAUUCUUGUCUUCGAUUUGGGUGGUGGCACAUUCGAUGUGUCAUUGUUGACCAUUGACAAUGGUGUGUUUGAAGUCGUUGCCACCAAUGGCGACACUCACUUGGGUGGUGAAGAUUUCGAUCAACGGGUGAUGGAACACUUCAUCAAGCUAUUCAAGAAGAAAACUGGCAAGGAUGUUCGCAAAGAUGUCCGUGCAGUACAAAAACUCCGACGAGAAGUAGAAAAAGCGAAGCGAACAUUGUCAUCUCAACAUCAAACAAAGAUCGAAAUCGAAUCAUUCUUUGACAAUGAAGAUUUUAGCGAAACAUUAACACGAGCCAAGUUCGAAGAACUCAACAUGGAUUUGUUCCGAUCGACAAUGAAACCUGUUCAAAAAGUAAUGGAAGACGCCGAUUUGAAGAAGAGCGAUAUUGCUGAAGUUGUUCUCGUUGGUGGUUCAACACGUAUUCCAAAAGUUCAACAGUUAGUUAAAGAAUUCUUCGAUGGCAAAGAACCAUCCCGUGGUAUCAACCCCGAUGAAGCUGUUGCUUAUGGUGCUGCUGUUCAAGCGGGUGUUCUCUCCGGCGAACAGGACACUGGUGACAUUGUUUUACUCGAUGUCAAUCCAUUAACUAUGGGUAUUGAAACAGUUGGUGGUGUUAUGACAAAGAUCAUUCCACGUAACACAGUCAUUCCAACAAAGAAGAGUCAAGUCUUCUCCACUGCUGCUGACAAUCAACCAACAGUCACCAUUCAAGUUUUUGAAGGUGAACGACCCAUGACCAAGGACAACCAUGUGUUGGGCAAAUUCGAUUUAACCGGUAUUCCACCAGCACCUCGAGGUGUUCCACAAAUUGAAGUCACCUUCGAAAUCGACGUCAACGGUAUCUUGAAAGUAACUGCAGAAGAUAAAGGCACAGGAAACAAGAACAACAUUGUCAUCAACGCAAACAACAAUCGAUUAUCGCCAGAAGAAAUCGAUCGUAUGAUCAAAGAUUCGGAACGAUUUGCAGAUGAAGACAAGAAAGUGAAAGAACGCGUUGAUGCUAAGAACGAACUUGAAUCAUAUGCUUAUUCAUUGAAAACUCAAUUGGGCGACAAAGAGAAACUUGGUGGCAAACUUUCAAGCGAUGACAAAUCAACAAUUGAAAAUGCCGUAGAAGAACAAAUCAAGUGGCUUGAAUCAAAUCCAGCUGCUGAAGUAGAUGAAUUGAAAGAACACAAGAAACAACUUGAAGAAAUUGUCACACCAAUCAUGACCAAACUGUACGGACAAGGUGGCGGUGCAGGUGGUGCUGGAGAUGUUCCUCCACCUCCUCCACAUGGCCAUGAUGACGAUAGCUUGUAA